Molecule: messenger RNA, 1518 nt
Organism: Paramisgurnus dabryanus
Lineage: Eukaryota; Metazoa; Chordata; Actinopteri; Cypriniformes; Cobitidae
Gene: ckba
Product: creatine kinase, brain a
Biological process (GO): phosphocreatine biosynthetic process
Molecular function (GO): creatine kinase activity
Source: RefSeq, a predicted model, not a curated record
AUAGGAGAGGCGUUCACGUACUAUAAAAUAAACGAUCCAUCAUAAUCCAGUGCUGGAGAGCAGAGUGUCGCAGAAGGAGAGCUUUUCCACCAACCGGGAAAAUAGGAAUCUUUGUUUCAGCUCAGUCUGACCCUAGAAGUAGUCAACAACCCACGGGAACAGCAGUCAUGCCUUUCGGAAACACCCACAACCAGAUGAAGAUGAAGUACACCUCAGAGCAGGAAUAUCCCGAUCUCAGCAAACACAACAACUAUAUGGCCAAAGUGCUCACUCCAGCCCUGUAUGAGAAGUUGCGCUCUAAAGAGACGCCCAGUGGAUUUACUCUGGACGAUUUGAUCCAGACCGGUAUUGAUAACCCAGGCCACCCCUACAUUUUGACUGUGGGUUGCGCGGCUGGAGAUGAAGAAACCUAUGAGGUGUUUAAAGAGCUGCUGGACCCUGUCAUUCGGGACAGGCAUGGAGGAUACAAGCCCACAGAUAAACACAAGACGGACCUUAACCCAAAUAACCUCAAGGGUGGCGAUGACCUGGACCCCAAUUAUGUGCUUAGCUCUCGCGUCAGAACGGGCCGGAGCAUACGAGGUUUCUGCCUGCCGCCCCAUUGCAGUCGUGGAGAGAGGAGAGCUGUUGAGAAACUCUCUGUGGAAGCUCUGAGUGCUUUGUCUGGGGAUCUCAGUGGGAAAUACUACGCCCUAAAGAACAUGACAGAAGCUGAGCAACAACAGCUCAUCGAUGACCAUUUCCUGUUUGACAAGCCUGUAUCUCCCCUGCUGUUGGCCUCAGGGAUGGCUCGUGAUUGGCCGGACGCCAGGGGCAUCUGGCAUAAUGAUAACAAAACUUUCCUUGUGUGGGUGAAUGAGGAAGACCACCUACGUGUCAUUUCUAUGCAGAAAGGCGGCAACAUGAAAGAGGUCUUCACCCGUUUCUGCACAGGUCUUACCAAGAUUGAGGAGCUGUUUAAAAACAAGAAACAUGAGUUCAUGUGGAACGAGCAUCUUGGCUACGUCCUUACCUGCCCAUCCAAUCUCGGUACGGGUCUGCGUGCCGGAGUACACGUCAAACUGCCUAACCUCAGCAAGAACAAGAAGUUCGAAGAGGUCCUUAAGAAACUGCGACUGCAGAAACGUGGAACAGGUGGUGUGGACACUGCUGCUGUGGGUGGCACUUUUGACAUCUCUAAUGCUGACCGACUGGGCUUCUCUGAAGUCGAGCUGAUGCAGAUGGUAGUAGAUGGAGUCAAAUUGCUGAUCGAAAUGGAGAAACGGCUGGAGAAAGGCCAGUCCAUUGAUGACCUCAUGCCUGCCCAGAAGUAAUUUCAACUGCACAUCAACCUCAAAGUUAUUCUGUCACUCUUUACCUUUGUUAAUUGACUGAAUGAUGGUUUGUUGACUUGUUCUUCUUGAAAUACUUGUUGUAUUUAAGGUUUUUUUUGGUUCUGGCAAGUUCUUGUCACACAAUUAGUCAUCACAGGGUAACCGCUGGAUGAGCAUGUAUGCGAAUAAAAUAAUUUUGACCUGC